Molecule: messenger RNA, 10591 nt
Organism: Nothobranchius furzeri (turquoise killifish)
Lineage: Eukaryota; Metazoa; Chordata; Actinopteri; Cyprinodontiformes; Nothobranchiidae
Gene: plch2a
Product: phospholipase C, eta 2a
Biological process (GO): phosphatidylinositol-mediated signaling; lipid metabolic process; release of sequestered calcium ion into cytosol
Molecular function (GO): phosphatidylinositol-4,5-bisphosphate phospholipase C activity; calcium ion binding
Source: RefSeq, a predicted model, not a curated record
UAACUGCAAACCGUGAACGCGGGCUUCACUUUUACCUGAGUGUCUUUGGUGAAAUUCCAGUUAUUUAGCCAAAAAUCUGCACGUUUUCAACAAUUCGGCUCAUCUGGUGUGUGGAAAGUUGACAUUUGUGCCUCUUGGCCCAAACUAAACAGAAUUAUCUGUGGCCGACAACUGCGGAUCCAGAUGUGUAAACCGGUGAAACCGGUUUUAAAACCCAAAGCCGCAGACUUUUGGGCUUGGUCUGUUUUUAACUCCUUUAAUUUCCACCUUCAUGUGCUGUGACGCGCUAACGACACGCGCACUCUACCAAACUCUAUUGAUAUUUCAACAGAUUUUACGCGUCUGUCCUCAUUCAGCCCCAGACAGCAGGAGCAUUUGGUUUAAUGCGUCUGAUCCGAGUCAACCUCUCGGAUAAACGAACCCUCCCUGACACGAGUGGACUGUGUAAAGUUAACGAGCUGUUAAAUCUAAUGAAUGUUUGAACGAGCCUUUGGCUGCAGAGUUGGAGUAAUGAAUGAGUGAAGGCGGAGGCGGAUGCUGACUCCGAACCGGAGCCAAUGCGCUCCGUGGGCUGGACUACUCCUCAUAAUUACUGUCCCGGCUCCCGGUCUAAUUAUAGAUGAGCACGUGGGCAGGUGAAGCAGGAUUUCUCCGUUUUCGGCACGCGCCGAAAUGAGAACGCGCUUUAAGCCUCGGCAGCAGGAUUGUUUUUGCUGGUUUUACUGCAGAAGUUCGGCCAGGACAGCUGCGGAGAUAUUCUCAGUUCUGCUGGGUUCUUGUUGGAUUUUUUUCUAAUGUUUUCCAGUUUUGGUCACUAACAUGAAAUGGUUUCUUUAGUUUAUUUUACCUGAUGAGGUGUAAACGUGGCUCUGCAGCAGAGAUGCCUGAAUGGAAGUCUGAAUCAGUGUUCAGUCUGGGAUUAUAUUUUAGUGAUCAGGUGUUGAGCCAUCAGUGGAUUAAUCUGGUGUGCUGCACCCGUCCUUCUCUACUGUUCUAAUAAUGAAAGUGCCUGCAUCCUAAAUGCUGCCUGGUUGGACGUGUGUUGUCCUGCUUGUGGUGCAGAAAUCUUGUUUAGCUGCUUUGAUGGCAUCUGAGUAAGUUGGCACCGGCUGUUGGAACGAAACAAGUGCAGGGGAAGAAAUUCCACAUUUAUUCCCAUAUUUCCUCCUUUCUGUUGUGAUGUUUGUUCAGACGAUCUCCAUUCACGUUUACUCCAUGAUGGUGAAUGGUCUGUAUUUGUAUAGGACCGUCGUAGGGUUCUACAACCCCCCAAGGCGCUUCACAACACAUUCAGUCAUCCACCCCUUCACACACUGGUGGUGAUGAGCCACCGUGUAGCCACAGCUGCACAGGGGCGAGGCUCCUGAACACAGGCGCCAGCGGCCCCUCCGACCACCACCAGGAGGCAAGGCAGGUUAAGUGUCUUGCCCAAGGACACAACAGCAGCAUUCUCUGGUCAGAUUGAGCCUGCAACCUUGCGAUGACGGGACAACCUGCUCCACCUCCUGAGCUGCUGCUCAGGACCUUCUGGUCAGCUUAUUAAAGGCUUGGAUUGAUCAUUUCUGUUUCCAUAGAGGGGUUUUCUGGAUGAGACGCCACCGUCGGCCUGAACUGAUCGAAGCUGUGAUAAACCUUCGUCUCUCCUGUGGUUUAGGUGUUUUACCUGUUUUGUAAAUCCUGAUGGCGGCUGAGUCAGAGCUGCAGAUUCGCUCCUGCAGCCACGAAGGUGUUCCAUGUUCUGGUCAGGUUAGAUUUUCCUGAGUUGAUGAAGGUUCUGUCGAGGAGAAAAUCCUCUGAUUGUGAUCGUGCUGCUGUGCAGUCUCACCUUUACCACGACCGUUUCUGCAGCCGCUUCCUUCUGUCACUCUGGAACACCGAGGAGCCUCUAGCCUUCCUGAAGGCCCAGAUCUUUGUUGCUCAUCAUCAGCAGAGUGAACUGGCUGCUACGUUAUUUGUUGUUGUUUUCUUCUUCUGAGGUAAAAGCUGUUGACCUGCUGGAGAAUCAGGUAUUCUGGCAUCCUUACACUGGCUCCCGGUGCAUUUCAGGGCCAAACUCAAGUUGUCAGCGUUGGUGUACAAAGCUCUUCAGGGAGCUGCACCAUCAUACCUUACUGGCGUCCUGCAGAGGCAUGCUCCGUCGCGGGUUCUUCUCUGCAGAUAGAGCUGUUGGCGGUUCCCAUUUCUAAGUGUAAGUCAGUGGGGAUCGUGCGUUCUCUGUGAUGGGUCCGAGCCUCUGGCUGUGCACCAGUCUCCUUCGCUGUUGGUGUUUAAGUCCCGUCUGAAGACCCAUUUUUAUGUUCUGGCUUUCAACCACUAGGUGAUGUACUUUUGGUGUCAUUGUCCUACUUUUAUUGUUUUAACUGGUUUCUUUUAGUAGUUCUUAACUGUUUUGAAUAGUUUAAUGUUGAUAAAUGCUGUUUCUGACGUGCUGUUCAGCUCCUGGGGCGUCGGGCGAGGUCGUGGAAGCGACUUCAUGAAUAAAGAAUCUGGGUCUGUUCCAUAUUCAGUGUUUGUGCACUGAGCAGAACGUGGUUCCAGAUCCAGGUGGAUGGUUCUGAUGGUGUUCAGCAUUCAGAUGGUGUCUGAACCUGAACAUUUGUUUCUCUCAACUCCGAGUCACAACUUUUAUCGGUUAGUUUAAGGGAAUUGAUCUGUAAGCGGCUGAAGUGUGUCGUCUAUCCAGCAGAACCUCUGCUGUUUUUUAUUACCAGAUUUAUUGACAUGGUAGGGUGUAGGACCAAAAAUGGUCACGGUAAGAGUCAGAAAUGUUGUUAACGAUAAAUUUUCCAUUCAUAGCCAGUCAGCCCUACGUGUAGCGGUACCAUUAAACGGUGGGGUUGUACACUCUUACCGCUGAGGGGAGGGAUGACCUACGGUACAUUCGUUACUACACUUGGAUUUUCAUGACACUAACGCUUCCCACUCGGAUUUUUCUCCAGGGCACAGUUGAUGUAUAACGAUGCAUCAUCCGGAAAAUUAAAUAUGAAUAAUUCUGCGUACCCCUGUAAUGUGCUUGUGUACCACUAGGGGUACGCAUACCCCUGGUUGGGAAUCGCUGAUAUAAAUAAACUCAUUAUUGGGACUAGGGCCCGACCGAUAUAGGGGUCAUUAACACUAUCGGCCAAAAAGACGGCCGAUAUUGCGCUACCUAUCCAGCAGAUGGUGCCAGCUUUAUGAACUCAUGUUGUGUGGCUCCACUCCUCGGGGGGGUGGAGCCACCUUCACAGCACACAUGCAGCGGGGCAGCAGAAGCAAUUCGGUCAAGCAGAGAGGACGGUGAUGAGGAAGUAGGAGGUAAAUCUUCAGUUUUAAGCAUAUUUGUUGCAUCAGUGGUAAGUUGAACGGUAAAAUAAGCAAUGACAAAAGUAUGUUUCCCCUCAACAUGCUUCCUAAGUUUAUUGUGUGCCUCGUGGCCUCGUAUUGAAAAGUUAACCUGAAAAAUAAAAUAAAACUGCCGCAGCAUUACGCUCUACGCAGAGCUCAGCUGCUUCCCCUUUAGUCAUGCAGGGCAGUAAGUAACAUCGGCCUUUUUCUGGUAGACAUUCUGGAAUAUUCUCAGACAAUUUCCUCCGCUCUUCUUCAGCAGUCUUUUCAAACUCACGCGGUUCACCCGCGGCUCGCGAAACAAAUAGUGCAGACGGCGAAACGAUCGCUGCACGGUGCGGGCGUAGCGCCGGCGCACAGCGCUUCGGCGGCCCAUGUGGCCGAUAGAAUAGGAUAACAAGGGCGACGAAUGAAGGCGGUCCCCGUUUUGCGGCGCUUUGGCGGCACACGACCGUUGUCGCAGCUGAGGACGGGCGAGGGGGGGGUUGGCAACAAAGCAAUGAAACGCUGUGCAGGGAGUCCCCCCUAGCUGAGAGAGGGGGGGGCGGUAAUACGAGAAAACAAACAUCCCUCUCUACAGUCGAAUACAUCUAUUGUAUUUUUCAGCCUUAUAUUUUACAUAAGGCUUAUACAUUGCCACAUACUAGUCAUUUAACGUAUCUUAUUUUUAUUUUCCUAAUACUGUCGGCCUUGGAAAGGAUCAAAACACAAAAGUGUAAAACUCCACAGACUCAGAAAACAAAAAACUUGAAUGUAAGAUUUAUGCUGACUGAGUUUGUGUGUUCUGUUGUUUUUGAGAUUGCUAAAUUAAUCUUAUUUGCAUUACUUGGAAACCCUAGUGAGUUCUUCAGACAGUUCUUUGGUGUGUAACAGAGAAAUAAGUUAGCAUCAAAAAGGCAGAGAAUGAAGGGUUUAAUCUUAAGAACAUUUGUAUUUAUUUAUUUUUUUGUGAGGGAGAUUUAUCGGCCAUUAUAUCGGCUAUCGGCCUUUGUUAAAAGUUUUAUAUCGUAUCGGUCCCAAAAAAACCAUAUCGGUUGGGCCCAAAUUGGGACAGUGGGACUCACCUGGUUAAGCCUUCAGGUGAGAACUCUGAGCUUUACCUCCGUCCCGUCAGGGCACCGUCUCAUGUCGCUGUCCUUCCUCCCCGGGUCAGUGCAUUUCACUCAACGCGUUUAAUCUCCCCAGCAGGAUUACGGCUUCCUGGGGAUUUGGGAUUUCUGCCGGUCCAACACAUGUUGCAGUUACCUUUGUGUGCUUUCAUGUCUGGAGCAGCAGAGCUCAGAUCGAUGGGAGAGGGGCGAAGGGCUGGCGUGGCAUGAAGACCUGUUGUUGUGGAAGCACGCUGCUGCAGCUCUUUGGGGUUUGAUACGGAGGAAGUGUCGGAUUAUUUACCACCUGUUGAUACCGUUUGUAGUCUGAGAAGAUCUGUUCUUCUGUGGACUCACCUCCGUAUUUUCCUCCAGAUCCAGAACAGAGACCAGUUCAUGUGAUUCAUUCCUACUCCUGUAAUAACGAAGGUUUGGGCUGGAGGAGCCUCGUCCUGCCCGGGUCUAGGUCCUAAAACCAUCCCGCUGAUCGUGGAGGGCAGCAGCAGCGGUGCUUUACGCUACUGAAAUGAGCAGCUUCGGUCCGUUUGGCCCGGUGUCUUCCACCCUCAUGUGUUCUGCUGCAGCAGCUACCGGAGACAUGCCCGGACCUCCAGCUAAAGGGGCGUUUCCCCUGCUGGAGGACAAGCAGAAGGACCAGGUCCAGCAUGAGGACCAGCAGCAAGCCUCUCUGGGCCGUGUGGUGGAGGACUUCUUCUGGAUCGGCACCAGCAUUGUGGCCUUUUCUAAGUGGCGUCUCGGCUACGUGGUGGAGAAAUGCAUGAGCUCCAUGCAGAUGGGGACCCAGAUGGUGAAGCUCCGCGGCGGCUCCAAAGGACUGGUCAGGUUCUUCUUCCUGGAUGAGCACAAGUCCUGCAUCCGCUGGAGGCCGUCACGUAAGAACGAGAAGGCUAAAAUCUCCAUCGACUCCAUCCGUGAGGUCUGUGAGGGGAAACGGUCUGAGAUCUUCCAGCGCUACUCGGAGGGCAGCUUCGACCCCAACUGCUGCUUCAGCCUGUAUUAUGGUGAACACAUGGAGUCUCUGGACCUGGUGUCCGGUACCGGAGAGGAGGCGCGGACCUGGAUCACCGGUCUCAAGUACCUGAUGGCCGGCAUCAGCGACGAGGACAGUCUGGCAAAGAGGCAGCGCACCCGCGACCAGUGGCUGAAGCAGACGUUCACCGAGGCAGAUAAGAACGGCGACGGCAGUUUGAGUAUAAGCGAGGUUCUUCAUCUGCUGCACAAACUCAACGUGAACCUGCCCCGGCAGAAGGUCAAGCAGAUGUUCAAGGAGGCAGACACGGAUGACAACCAGGGGACGCUGGGCUUCGAGGAGUUCUGCUCGUUUUACAAGAUGAUGUCGACCCGCAGGGAUCUGUACCUCCUCAUGCUCACCUACAGCAACCACAAGGAUCACCUCGACACGGAUGACCUCACCCGCUUCCUGGAGAACGAGCAGAAGAUGACCAAGGUGACCAAGGAUCAUUGUCUGGAGAUCAUCAACAAAUUUGAACCCUGUUCUGAGAACCAGCAGCAGGCGGUUCUGGGGAUCGAUGGUUUCACUAAUUACAUGCGCAGCCCAGCUGGAGACAUCUUCAACCCAGAACACUACAGCGUGAACCAGGACAUGACCCAGCCGCUGUCCAACUACUUCAUUGCCUCAUCGCACAACACGUACCUGAUGGGGGACCAGCUGAUGUCUCAGUCCAGGGUAGACAUGUACGCCUGGGUGCUGCAGGCCGGCUGUCGCUGUGUGGAAGUGGACUGCUGGGACGGUCAGGACGGAGAGCCCAUCGUGCACCACGGCUACACCCUCACCUCCAAGAUCCUCUUCAAGGACGUCAUUGAGACCAUCAAUAAAUACGCCUUCGCCAAGAACGACUACCCGGUUAUCCUGUCUAUAGAGAACCACUGCAGUGUCCCUCAGCAAAAGAAGAUGGCCCAGUACCUGGUGGAGGUCCUGGGGGACAAACUAGACGUGUCCAAUGUCGGAGCAGAAGAAUCUGGACGGCUUCCUUCUCCAGAGUCACUCAGAGGCAAGAUCCUGGUGAAGGGAAAGAAACUUCCUCCGAACAUCGACGAGAACGCAGAGGAGGGGGACGUGUCUGACGAGGACAGCGCUGACGAGAUGGAGGACGACUGCAAGCUGAUGAAUGGAGACACGUCCGCCAACAGGAAGCAGGUGGAGAACUUGGCCAAGAGAAAACUGGACAGCCUGAUGAAGGAGUCCAAGAUCAGAGACCGUGAAGAUCCAGACAGCUUCACCAUCGCAGCUCUUCCUCCCUCAGGGAAGUCCACGGAUAAGACCGAUGGCAGCAAGGGCAGAGGUGAUGAAGGGACGGACACGGCGGACGAAGCUCCCAGCAGCACCAAACGAACGGGUCGCUCCUUCAUCGGCAGCUUCUCCAAACGCAAGAAGAAGUCGUCCAAGCUGAAGAAGACUUCGAGCUUUGAGGACACGGACACGGACCAGGAGAGCACCAGCAGUGCCUCUCGAGCCCAGCCUCACCACAGCAGAAAGAAGACCAUGAAGCUCUCCAGAGCUCUGUCUGAUCUGGUCAAGUACACCUGCUCCGUGGGUCUCGAUGACGUGGAAGCUCAAGCCGCCUGCAGCUGGCAGGUUUCCUCUCUGAGCGAGACCAAAGCUCACCAGCUGAUGCAGCAGAAAGCUGCGUCCUUCAUCCAGUUCAACCAGCGGCAGCUGUCCCGCAUCUACCCCUCCUCCUACCGGGUGGACUCCUCCAACUUCAACCCCCAGCCCUUCUGGAACUCAGGCUGCCAGUUGGUUGCGCUGAACUACCAGUCUGAGGGUCGCGUCCUCCAGCUCAACCGGGCCAAGUUCUACAGCAACGGCAACUGUGGCUACGUCCUCAAACCCGCGUGCAUGUGUGCAGGUGCCUUCAACCCCAACCUGGAGGACCCGCUGCCCGGCCGGAUGAGGAAGCAGCUGGUGUUGAAGAUCAUUAGUGGACAGCAGCUUCCCAAACCCAAAGACUCCAUGUUGGGAGACAGAGGAGAGAUCAUCGACCCGUUUGUGGAGGUGGAGAUCAUCGGCCUCCCGGUGGACUGCUGCAAAGAGCAGACCAGGGUGGUGGACGAUAACGGCUUCAACCCCAUGUGGGAGGAGACUCUGGUGUUCUCCGUGCACAUGCCGGAGCUCACGCUGGUGCGGUUCCUCGUCUGGGACCAUGACCCCAUCGGCCAGGACUUCAUCGGACAGCGAACGAUUGCCUUCAACAGCAUGAUGCCAGGUUAUCGCCACGUCUACCUGGAAGGUAUGGAAGAAGCUUCCAUCUUUGUUCACGUAGCGGUGAAUGACGUCACUGGUAAGGCCCGAGCCGCCGGGGGCAUCAAAGGUCUGUUCAACAGAAACCCAAAGCAGGCUUCCCUGGACAGCCAUGCUGUUGUGCAUCACGGUCGUAAGCACCCGUUUGGCGCCCACCUCCUGCGCCGCACCGCCAGCGCUCCCACCAGAGGUCAGCCCAAACCCAAGAAAGGCUUUCCAGAGAUAGCCAUCGACACCAAAGACUACAGCUCCGAGGGCGCCAGCGAGGAGCGGGAAUCCGAGGACCGGGACAAGGCCUCGGCCGCCACCCCCCACCAGUUUACCCCCCCACAGCAUCGAAACGGGGAGUCGCUGGCCUCCUGCCAAGCCAAGGGCCCCUGGGACCGUCCUGACACCAAUGGAGCUUUUCACCAAGAGGAGGGUAAAGACUUUUCUUCAGUGCAGAAUCCUGAUUCUCCUCCUCGGCUUCCUGCACCACACGCUAAAGACGACAGCGGUCGAUUUAUCAGCUUUGCCUCCGCUCCAGAUGAGAGGCCGUGUUUACCCGAAUCCCCACUCAACUCCCCCUCCUUGGAUCCUGUAAACGGUUUGGUGUGCAGUCCCACCAAAGCCACACCCCUCCCACUUACACCCCCUGCUGAGAAAAUCGAGUUGUCCCUAGACACGAACAGAAGCUCCUGUUUACCCACCGAGAACGCUCCACACCUGAAGAGAAUCCAAGAAAGUGUGAUGGACAGGGAAAGCGAUCCAGCAGAAUCAAAGCCUAGUGGACCCCCACUGGUCUCGGCAGCACCACCAACCCAGGCCAGGAGAGCCUUGUUUCUCCCUCCCACAUCACGUUUACCAGUUAGACGAGCAAAACGUGAAGGGCACGUUCGAGCUGAUGGUGCACUCCAGUCGGCGGUACCAGAAGUCUGUACAGACGCCACCACCAACGACCGCCUUUGGAGCAAACUGGAGCCUGGCAGCCACAGAGACAGCGUGUCCUCGUCCUCUAGCGUGUCCUCAAACGACACAGUUGUCGACCUCUCCCUUCCUAACCUGGCCCGAAGGAGCCUCUGCGUUCUGCCGGGUCCCAGCAGUUCCAGCUUCCGCCACUCGGCACCCAUCUCCUGUGACGCCCCACGGGUUGGCAAGAGCAAGUCAAACCCCAACCUUCAGCAAAGUCCUAAAGAUGAGCUCAAGCCCCGCCCACUACACCCAGCUCAGGAUGGUCCUGAGGACCCACCUGGCAGACUGACGGAACGGAGACACACCUGGUGCCGGCUCUACAUGGAGGGACUCAGACAGGCAGCAACAAAAAGUCCGCCCAGCCCAUCUCCAACGUCUGCAGCUACGUCUUUAAUGUCCAAAAGCCUCGGAGAUCUGACCUCUGAUGACAUCUCCUGCAGCUUUGACAGCAAAUACCGCAGCAUCAGCCGCAGCUUCAUCGUCCGGACCAGCAGAGGGCAGGUCCGGAAGGGCGACCCUCUGAGGUCCCGGCCCCAGAGCGACCUGACGGAGCAGCUGCGUAAGCUGACUGAUGUGGAGCCCCUGAACCCAAAUGACUUCUCCCCAGGAAACGCGUCCAAGGACUCCCAGGAGGAGAGUCCUGAUGACACGCUGCUGAGACGCACCUCCUCCAGGAGUCAGAGCCGGGUCCGCUACAUAGCAAACCGGGCCAAGAAGGCCCAGGAAAAGCAGAGGCUGCAGGGUCUGAUCCAGGGCCGGAGUGCUAGCUUUAGCCUUACUGCUAGCCCCAUAGAGGAGAGGGGGAUCCCUGAGGGGGCGUGUUGUGUGGAUCGGAGCCCCUGCAGCAGCCUGGACCUACUCGAUCUGAGACCCCCCCUGGAAUACCUCCCCGACUCAGAAAACAGUGAACUCUUUUUCAUGCUCAAACUUUGAGAAGUCUGCUUCGGGACCGAGUGUGAGCAACACAGCGAGAAGCUCGUGUUGUACCGCUUACCCGAGAGCACAUCCCAGACCCGGUUCCAGAACCCAGAACCCCAGGGAUGGUUGGGUGCCUUUCCACGGCAGAAGCUGAACGCAGGCUUCAGGAGAUGCAGAGGUUUCCAGGAACCAGGCCCCACGUUUGUUUGUUUGUUUUUAUUUAACACUUUUUUAAACUUUUCGAGCCUCCAAACCAAGCCGGUUAGAAACGGAUCAACAGUUUCAGUCCUGGUGGAGGUCCUGCAUGAGCCGGGUUUUCUAAAGGAGCUAGCACACCUGCAGGAUUUUAUUUAGUAAAGUUCUUCUGGAACAUUUUCUAUCCUGUUUUCUGUCAUCUACUCAUGUCUGAGUAGUUUUUAGUAGCAAUAGAGGCGAGGUUUUAAUAAAUGUUUUUUAUGAGCCAUGACAUGAGUGCUCAUGGGUCACUAGCAAUAUUCUGAACGUGUUAGCAUGUUGUGAUAUUAAAGCUGAUGUACAGUUUGAUGCCAACAGAUGAGGCUCGUCUUUUCGUCGCUACAGGAAAUAUUUUAAUAGUUUUUAUGCUGCAGCUUUGAUUUUAAAUGUGUUUUGUGGUUUUAUUGUAAAUGACUGAGCUGCCAUUCGCUUGCUAGCGUUAGCUAUAGCAUGUUGUAGCGCUGAGGUCCUGUUUUUAAAGCAAAACGUCGCGUUAAGUCGAGUACUUUGUGUCGGCUGCAUGCGGUUCAUGCACUGGAAUGGUUUUUCUGAGGCUUUGCUUUUAAUUUACCGAGUUUUCUGUAAAGAUCCACUGUUGUUUUCCUUUUGGGCGUUCCACAGGGCUUUGUGUCUGAAACGCCAUGUUGUUCUUUUAACUGUAGUUAAACCAGAAGGGAACGAUAUGUUGAAGCACGUUUUGUCCACCAGCUGUUCUGUUCGUCCAGGUCGUGUGCCCAAAACCUCAGAGGACGAGCGAUGUGUAGAAGUGACCUGAAUAAAACUCAGAAACGAC